Messenger RNA from Nilaparvata lugens (brown planthopper), 1019 nucleotides. It is a transcript of the gene jet, whose product is annotated as F-box/LRR-repeat protein 15. The transcript has 6 exons. The record is from RefSeq and is a predicted model, not a curated record. Bases 16 to 729 code for a protein of 237 amino acids. NCBI's taxonomy places the organism in Eukaryota, Metazoa, Arthropoda, Insecta, Hemiptera, Delphacidae.
GCAGACUUUAGCAGCAUGUCUUGGCGAGUUGGCGUGCACUGCAACAAACCUCCAGCGGUUACCUGCACACAUCUUAUUCUUUCACGCACAUGUCAUAAUUUGAGGACGUUGGUCAUUCACGAAUGUGAUUCUGUUACCCAGGAUGAUUUGAAAUAUCUUUUGGGCAAAAAUGUGAAAAUCAAGCACAUUGAUCUGACUAGGUGCUGUAAACUCAAUAGCCUUUGUCUGCAUCCAGUUGUUGUCCAUUUCAAAGAUCUGAAUGCCUUGAUAUUAAAUCAUUGCAUUUGGUUUACCACUGGAUGUUUGGAAGCUUUCACCCUAUAUCAUUCAAAAUUGCAGAUGUUGGAACUGUCACAUUGUUCGAGCUUAGGAAAUGUAUCUGCUAUUAACUCUUUCCUGAUGAAGUGUAAAGAUCUUCACACAUUGAAUCUGUCUGGGAUGGAUUGCAUUUGUGAUUCUACAAUGGAAACAUUAUCACAUUGCAACUUCAAAUUGCGAAACCUGGAUGUUAGUUAUUGUACUCGGAUCACAGGUUAUGGCAUCAGGAUGUUGGUCGAAUAUUGCAAGGAACUAAGAAAUCUGAAACUAUUCGGAUGUUCAAGUGCCGUCCAGAAAUUGGCUUACGAAAGGGUUGGCUUUCCAAGUAAUGUACUAACUCUGAAGAUUUCUAUUGAUUACGAUGUAAUUCCUUUUAUGAGUCGCAUACCAAGAAUCAUGGCCCAAGUAUAAAUAUAUUGCUUGAGUGUAAAUCUACAGGUAAAGCUGUGGAAGGUCUUGUCUGCCAUGUAGUGAAGUGCUUUGAACUGGGUCAUGAUGUCUCUGCAACACGUCUAGACUUGAGUAAGGCUUUUGAUAUUGUGGAUCACACUAUUCUACUUGAAAUGAUAAAAUACUAUGGAGUGAGGGAUAUUGAAUACAAUCUUUUGAAAUCUAACUUGAGUAACAGGUUAUUACACUAAUUAACCUUUUUUUGAGCUAUCCAAUAAUUCACUGUAUGUAAUAAUUAUAUUAAAUAAGAU